This is a messenger RNA of Myiozetetes cayanensis, 4479 nucleotides long. It is a transcript of the gene DENND2B, whose product is annotated as DENN domain containing 2B. NCBI's taxonomy places the organism in Eukaryota, Metazoa, Chordata, Aves, Passeriformes, Tyrannidae. The transcript has 21 exons. The coding region runs from base 278 to 3628 and encodes 1116 amino acids. The record is from RefSeq and is a predicted model, not a curated record. Gene Ontology annotation, biological process: positive regulation of ERK1 and ERK2 cascade.
GCCUUUGCAUACUUCUCUCCCUCGAUCUCAGUCCCUUCCCUCCCCCUUCCCUCCCCCCCUUUCUUUCCCUCUUCCCAGCUUCUCCAAAAAAGCUACAAUCGCCAGGGCUGCGGAACGGGGGCUGGAGGCGGCCGGCGGAGGGAGCGCAUCCCUGCGCGCCUCGAAACAUGAAAGAAUACAGGAAGUCCUGCAUGACCGUGAUGAAUACCUGUGCUAAUUAAGUAACUGGCUUGGUACUGGGAGAACAGCAAGAUAUCCACAUUUCUAGAAAGCAGAAAUGACCAUGACUGCCAACAAGAAUGCCAGUGUCAACAGCAGAGCUGGAGGGAGUAAAGUGCCCCAGGACACUCUGGAUAGGUGUCAGUCAGCCACUCCGCCACCUCUUUUGUCCCCCCGAAGAAGCCCUGCCUACCCCCUCAGUGAUAGUGAGGACUCUUCGCGCUCUACUCAGCUCACCAAAGUCUCCAGCUCCAGGCAGUGCCUCAAGGACUGGAACAGCCGCACGUCUACGCGCCAAAGCACCUCCACAAGCCCAUCGGACACAGACUCCUUGAGCCACCCUCUCAAAGCCGUCAGCGUGGGUGCUUUGGAUAAAAGGCCCUCCGUGUCCAAGGUUGACCAAAAGGAGAGUCCAAGUGAGGCUCAAGAUGGGGAAGCAAUAGGGAGCCAUCCACUUGCCCGGAGCACUCUGUCCUUGGGCACUGCCACCAACUCGAGGACCCUCUCCAUUAGCAGGGUGAGCAUCCGCUCCCAGGCGCUGGACAUCAGGCAGAAGAUCACAGAAUGGGAAUGCCGCCGGGAGCUGUCCCCCAGGACGAGUGUGUGUGUGGACAAGAGGGAUGCUGGGGAGAGGUCAGGCAGUGAGAGCUGCCCCAGUGUGCUGACCUCUCCCUGCAGCGACAAGACAUUUGAUUUCAAAGGGCUCAGAAGAAUGAGCCGAACGUUUUCCGAGUGUUCUUACCCGGAAACAGAGGAGGAGGAACUGCUGGACAGGGAUUCCUGCCAUCGGUUUGAAAAGAGACCAAGCAGGAGCGAGCCUCCUUCUGCCACUUUCCUUAAGGGCCAUGGGAGGAAAGAGUCCUCUGCUGUGCUCAACAGAAUACAGAAGAUUGAGCAGGCUCUGAAGGAGCAGUCGGGCAGAGGCCUCCCGCAGUUACCAAGUAGCUGCUACAGUAUUGACAAAGGGAAGAAAAAGACUGUGGAGGGACUGAGUGAAACCCUAAGUGAUAGCAAAGGAGGGAGUGUUAUUUUGGGGAGUGAACCAGAAACACCCCCUGAGGCUGAGAAAAGCAGUAAAACAAAACAGGGGGUUACUGCAAACUCAGCCAGCCCUAAACUGCUCCUCGAAAGCCCGGGCAACAGCGCGGUGAAUCCUGUCCCCAAGCCCAAACGCACCUUUGAAUAUGAAGCUGACAAAACCCACAAAAAUAAACCAAGCAAUGGCCUACCUCCGUCUCCUACACCUUCUGCUCCUCCUCCCCUCCCGUCCACUCCUGCACCUCCCGUGACCAGAAGGCAGAAGAAAGAGUCGCGCUUUCACAGAAAAUCCCAGAAUAGAAAAUCCUUUGAGUUUGAGGAUGCCUCAAGUCUGCAAUCCCUAUACCCUCCCUCCCCGACUGAAAAUGGGACUGAGAGCCAGCAUAAAUUUGGAUCCAAGAGCACUUUAGAAGAAAAUGCCUAUGAAGACAUUGUAGGCGAGUCACCCAAGGAAAACCCGUACGAGGAUGUGGAGCUGAAAGGCCGUCACGCGGGCCGAAAAUCCCAUCAGCUCUCUGAGAAUUCCCUAGAUUCUUUGCACAGGAUGUGGACGCCGCAGAACAGGAAAUACACAUCACCUCCCCAGCUGCCCUCGAAGCCCAGCAGUCAGUCUCUGCGCGUCGCCAACUGGUCAGAAAGGAAGAGCCACCGCUUGCCACGGCUGCCCAAGCGGCACAGCCACGAUGACAUGCUGCUGCUGGCUCAGCUUGGCAUCCCCUCCUCCCCUUCCAGCCUCAAUGAGGACAGCCUGAGCACUGCAAGCGAGCUGCUGUCUACACGGCGGGCCAGGAGGAUCCCAAAGCUUGUCCAAAGAAUCAAUUCCAUCUACAGUGCAAAAAGAGGAAAAAAAAGACUGAAGAAACUUUCUAUGUCCAACAUCGAGACAGCAUCCCUACGAGAUGAGAACAGCGAGAGUGAGAGUGACUCAGAUGACAGGUUUAAAGCUCAUACCCAGCGUCUUGUGCACAUCCAGUCAAUGCUGAAGAGGGCUCCAAGUUAUCGAACCCUGGAACUGGAGCUGAUUGAAUGGCAGGAACGGGAGUUAUUUGAGUAUUUUGUGGUAGUGUCACUGAAAAAGAAGCCCUCUAAAAACACUUACCUCCCAGAAGUGACAUAUCAGUUUCCCAAGCUGGAAAGACCGACCAAGCAGAUGCGUGAAGCAGAGGAGCGUCUCAAGGCCAUCCCUCAGUUCUGCUUCCCUGAUGCCAAGGACUGGCUCCCCGUCUCCGAGUACAACAGUGAGACCUUCUCUUUCAUGCUGACUGGGGAAGAUGGGAGCCGACGGUUUGGCUAUUGCAGGAGGCUGUUGCCGAGUGGAAAAGGCCCACGCCUACCUGAGGUUUAUUGCGUCAUCAGCCGGCUGGGGUGUUUUGACUUAUUUUCCAAGAUCCUGGAUGAGGUUGAAAGGAGAAGGGGAAUAUCUGCUGCCCUGGUUUAUCCAUUUAUGAGAAGUCUGAUGGAAUCGCCUUUUCCUGCACCUGGAAAGACAAUCAAAGUCAAAACUUUUCUGCCUGGAGCUGGAAACGAGGUCAUUGAGCUGCGGAGGCCCAUGGACUCACGUCUGGAACACGUGGACUUUGAGUGCCUUUUCAAGUGCCUCAGUGUUCGUCAGAUCAUCCGCAUCUUUGCUUCUCUCCUGCUGGAGCGGCGUGUGAUUUUUGUAGCAGAUAAGCUCAGCACCCUGUCGAGCUGCUCACAUGCCGUGGUGGCCCUUCUCUACCCCUUCUCCUGGCAGCACACCUUCAUUCCUGUUCUGCCCUCAUCCAUGAUUGACAUCGUGUGCUGCCCUACCCCCUUCCUGGUGGGACUGCUCUCCAGCUCUCUGCCCAAACUCAAGGACCUGCCUGUAGAGGAGGCUUUGAUGGUUAACCUGGGAUCUGAUCGAUUCAUCAGACAGAUGGAUGAUGAAGACACACUAUUACCUAGAAAAUUGCAAGCUGCUCUGGAGCAGGCUCUAGAGAGAAAGAAUGAACUGAUAAAUCAGGAUUCAGAUAGUGAUUCAGAUGACGAAUGUAACACCCUGAAUGGAUUAGUGUCUGAGGUUUUUAUCCGAUUCUUUGUGGAGACAGUUGGCCAUUAUUCCCUGUUCCUAACCCAGAAUGAAAAAGGAGAGCGUGCCUUCCAAAGGGAGGCUUUCCGUAAAUCUGUGGCCUCCAAGAGCAUCCGUCGCUUCUUGGAAGUUUUCAUGGAAUCCCAAAUGUUUACUGGCUUCAUCCAGGACAGGGAGCUGAGGAAAUGCAGGGCAAAAGGUCUCUUCGAGCAGAGGGUUGAACAGUAUUUGGAAGAGCUUCCAGACACGGAACAAAGUGGAGUAAACAAGUUCCUGCGAGGCCUUGGGAACAAAAUGAAGUUUCUUCACAAGAAGAACUAAUUCCUUUCUGCUGAAAUACCAACCCAAAGACUAUUUAUGACACUGCGUGAGACACCUGCGGCGUUCCAGAGUUCGGAGCAGGAGGAGAGCAGAAUGAGCUCUGAGUGAUGAGUGAUGCUGUUGACAGUGUGCCACGUGAUGGCUCCUUUAUGUAUUUGGAUAGAAUUUGUACAUAAUGUGCUGUAAGCUUUUUGUAACUGAUUUUGUAAUGAGCAAGAAAACUGUGGUAAAUAUUUGUAUAUUCCUGAGAAUAACAGGUGCUUUUUUUUGUUUCUUUAGUAUGAAUUGAGUUAUGCUUGGUGCAAAAAUGAAUAGCUGAUUUAUGUGCAGCUGACUGUCUCAGCAGAACCACUGACUUCAAGGGAUGUUUGUGAGAGAGCGACACUGAUGCCUGAAUACUGUGGGGUGAAUGAGCUCGGGUACGUGGGAGAGGUUGUACGAACGGGGGCCGCUUUUCACGCGGCACAGUUGCUUGUUUGGUUGGUUUUUCCCCUCUAAUUAAUUUUAAAGAAAUAACAAAGCAACUUGAUAAUAAGGUACUUGGUUCACAAUGCAAAACUUCCACUUGGUUUGAACUCUGGUCAGUAAACUCUUUGUAAUCCAUUCUGCACUAAGACUGCUACACCUGAGGAGAUCUCAGCUCUUUGACAUACAAGCUGCAGCGAGUAGGUACAGUACAUCCUUUCCUAAUGUAUGUAUGUAUGGUUUCUAAUAAACUCUGUAAAUAUCCCUGUUUGUUUAUAUUCUUUACAAACCUCUGCAGUUUCUGAUGUUGAGCAGGUACAAACCCAGUAACUUUCCUGUGAUUUUUUAAAUGAAUUUGUAAUUAAAAUGGUUAUUACGAACCUGUC